Messenger RNA from Punica granatum (pomegranate), 2045 nucleotides. NCBI's taxonomy places the organism in Eukaryota, Viridiplantae, Streptophyta, Magnoliopsida, Myrtales, Lythraceae. The record is from RefSeq and is a predicted model, not a curated record.
UUUAAACCGGCCGGAGUAUGGGUCUGAGCACCGGUCAAAUGUACAAAACCCUCUCCAAUGGCCUCCUCCUCCGCCGCCGACAACGACCUACCCACCGUCAUCUCAGAGCAGCAGCGUGAGCUUAUGGCGGCCCAAACCCUCGAGUCUGACCUGGACCUUGCGUUCCGCCUUCAGCUAGAGGAGGCCGUUGCCGCCUCUGUCGUACUCUCCUCCGCCGCUUCCUCUUCCUCUUCCUCUUCCUCUUCGUCGUCGCCUCCCCCUCCUCCGCCGCCGAUCGCCCCCGAGACAGAUGUCUCCGUCUCCUUCCCAUCGCUCCAGUCCGCUGAGCUCUCCGCUUUCGAGCAGGAAAUCAAAGACCGCGCCCUCAUCGAGACCGAGACGCGGCGGAUAAAGGAGGAACUCAAGCGUAGGAUCCACGACCAGAACGUCGCGCGAGAGAUCCUCAUCAUCCCGGAGGACGAGUGGGAGGAGUGGGGCGACAGCUUCGAGAAGCCCUAUGGCGAGGGAAGCUCCAGCGGCGCGGUGGCCUCGGACGUCGUUUUCAGGAUGUACUUCAAGGGUUUGGUGAGCGAAGAGCGUGUUAAAGGAAAGGCUACCGUGCUGUCGGGGAUCGGGGUCGCCAUUUGUGAUCCGAGGGAUAAUUUGAUCUUCGAAGUGAGGAAGCCGCUGUUCGGGAAUGGGAGGAGCCGGCACGGAGCUGAAGCUAGGGCUUUGAUUGAGGGGCUCAAUGCUGCUCUUGCUCUGGACUUGAAGAGGAUCACUUUAUUCUGCGAUUACCAUCCUCUUUACAAAUUUGUUAUUGGGAGGUGGCCUGCAAAGCAGCGCAAAAUAGCAGAAUUGGUCAAUGAGGUGUUUGUCCUAAAGAAAAAGUUCACGUACUGUAAUGCCCUAUUGGUGGCACGAAAUGAUGUUAAGUUUGCCUUUAAGCUAGCUCGGGAAGCAAUUAUAUCCCAAGUCACGAGGCCUGACUCUUUUUCGCAAUGUGGCCAAGACAACAAUCAAGAGGAGUGUGUCAUCUGUUUAGAGGACAAAAACAUUUCCCAGAUUUUCUCAGUCGAUCCCUGCUUGCAUAGAUAUUGCUUCUCUUGCAUGAAACAGCACGUGGAAGUCAAAUUGCUCCAUGGGAUUGUGCCCAAAUGCCCUCAAGAAGGCUGUAAGUCUGAGCUUGCUGUUAGCAAUUGCAGUAUAUUCUUAACUCCGAAGCUGAUCGAGAUGAUGGCCCAGAGGAUCAAAGAAGCUUCCAUUCCUCCCUCAGAGAAGGUGUAUUGCCCAUAUCCCAAAUGCUCAGCUUUGAUGUCGAAGGGGGAAAUCUUAGAGAAUGCAAAAGAUGCUCUUGGUGGAGAGAAAAGAUCGGAAGCAAGGAAGUGCUUGAAGUGUAAUGGAAUCUUCUGCAUCGAGUGCAAGGUGCCUUGGCAUGAUAAAAUGACGUGCCAAGAAUACAGGAGAAGGCAUCCUCUGCCUCCUUUAGAAGUCUUGCGGCUCAGGCACUUGGCUGAGAGAAAUCUCUGGCGGCAGUGCGUUAAAUGCAACCAUCUGAUCGAACUCUCUGAAGGUUGUUACCAUAUGACUUGCAGAUGUGGGUACGAGUUCUGCUACAACUGUGGAGCUGAGUGGAGAAACAAGACACCAACUUGCCAUUGCCCGCUUUGGGAGGAAGACUAUAUCUGGCAUGAUAGGGAUUCUGAUGACGAUUACUACACUGAUGAGACUGAUGACGAAGAUGAUGAUGAUGAUGGUCCUUAUUUCGCCCCGAGGACCUACUUCUAGGAAAGAAGGAAUGACACUUUCGGCAGUUAGCGGUGGUUAUUCAUAUCAAAGUGGCCCUUUAAUGUGCUCUCUGUUUAUAACAUGGCCUUGUGUUCAACUGUAUAUUCUUGGACUGAGAUUGUCAUAUUUUGGUUUUGACAAUGCCUUGAGCCACCUGUAUAUUGUUGGACUAAGAUUCUGAUCUUUUGGAUCGGACUUGCGGCUAAGUUACAUAUUGGCUUAACAUUUGUUGCCCCAAUGUUUUCUCUUUGUAUAUGCUUCAGAAAAGGACUUUUGCA